This is a messenger RNA of Penicillium canescens, 2751 nucleotides long. RefSeq lists its product as uncharacterized. Bases 1 to 2751 code for a protein of 916 amino acids. Gene Ontology annotation, biological process: proteolysis. Gene Ontology annotation, molecular function: serine-type endopeptidase activity. The record is from RefSeq and is a predicted model, not a curated record. The transcript has 6 exons. NCBI's taxonomy places the organism in Eukaryota, Fungi, Ascomycota, Eurotiomycetes, Eurotiales, Aspergillaceae.
AUGGACGACGCCACUGAUUCCCAAAGCCUACUGCAAUCCGUGCUUGGGUUAUUCGCUCGAAAACGACCGCAAAGGUCGGCAAAGCCGGCGUCACUGAGAUCGCGAAAACGCGAGGCCUGGCUACGGACGGAUGCAUUUCUGCAGCGCGAUGAUAUUGGCGAAGCUGACCCAGAGAGCGUUGCAAGGACUCUGCGCGCAUUUGAACAUCUUGUUCAAGACGACUCUGAUCGAGAGAUAGAUUUCUUCGCGGAGCAGAGCUUCCAACAACCCGGACAUGAGCGGUAUCCAAAGCUUCGCCGCAUGAUCGAGAAUCAGAAUCGCCAUCCGCAUGCCGACCCAGGCACUGUCAUUCGCGCUAGUAAACGGAGACGAGAAUGCGACGAUGCCAUUCAGGAACUUUUGCAUUUGGAACAGGAGAGAAAGAAACGCCGGGUUCUGCCUCAUGAAGAGCCAAUUCAUGAGUCCAAUCUCGACGACCCCGAUGCCGACUUCGCCGUGCUGAUGAGGAGACAUUUGGUGUCCUUGGACAAUGCAUUGCGAAGACACUGGGUUUGUGUUUGCCAGAAAUGCUCAGGGUUGAGUGUGAGACUGUCGCCGCCACGACACAAAAGGGAUCUCGAGGCUGAGGCGAGUUUCGAAGUAUUCUUCGGCGUGCGGUCCGUACCUGCAACUGCAUUGCAAGAAGCUAAAAUCACGGUCAAAGACCUACACAACAACACAUUGAGGCGCUCAUCUGAGCCUAUAAUUAGCAGCCCACCCGACUUUGCCCACAUAUGCCAAAGCAUCACAGAGUCCCUCGAUCAGCGAAAUUGCUUGCAUUUCGCUCUCCAGGAUGGGAUAUUUCAGAGGCUUCGCCCGCAACCAAAGACAUUUGGUAGUGACCGAAUGUCUCAGACAGUCUCCUUGUCGGCAUUGUUCACUCGCCAGCAAGAAUUACUUCGUGGUGAAUCGGUACUGCCACUCAAGGGGAAGCGAGUUUUGGCUGUUACACUGGCUUCAGCACUACUUCCCUUCUUGGAGACACCGUGGCUGCAGUUUUCCUUCAAUCACUCAAAGAUCCAGUUUUUUGAGCCACGGCAGGAUGGAGAACUCCCCAACAUCACGGAACCUUUCCUGGCUCUGGAGCACGUUCCAAUCAUGUCAGCCCGCAGUACAGACACUGGAGACAGCUCUGGCGCCUCGAAACACAUGGUUCAUCCCAACGCUAGUGUGCUAGCGCUAGGCAUACUCUUGUGCGAGCUUCACUAUUGUACACCUGUAGAGCUGAUGGCAAAAAUCCCGCAUGUCGCCAGGAACGUCAAUGAUGAUUUUUAUACCUGUCUCGAUAAGCUUCAGACUCUGGAAGACGACGCUGGCGUGGAUUACUAUCUCGCUACGAAGGCAUGCCUUACUGGGGAGUACUAUCCCCUUGGACAGCACGCUGACUUCGAGGAUGUCAGCGUUCAGCGGCUCUUCUACCAAAACGUCGUCAAACGACUUGAGGCCGUGAUAUUCAAGGCAUGGGGUAUUCGAUUAGAGAACUUGUGUUCAUUCGAUUCUCGACAGAAUGAAUCCUGCUGGGGCUCUAUCGGUCGAGAAGUUGUCCGCCUCUAUACAGGCAAGGUCGAUUCCUCUAAUGCAAACAAUACAGCAAGGGCAAGUCCGCAUCGUUCAAUGCCUGACACCGCGCCCGUGAAUUACGCAUCCCUCCGCUCAGAUAUCAUGCUACGGAUAUCGGCACAACCUUCUUCGGGAUCGCAAGCCCACGGACACCUCGCCCAGCCUUCAGAGAAUAGCUUGUACUUUUUUGAUGCAAGCCACCAGACGGGUCUUGAACAAGAGAAUCCACUCUCGGAAAAAUGGCUGGACAAUCUGCUGUCCUCGAUCUAUCCCUAUGUUGACCCUGAUUUCGACCUUGCCGAACCGGUGCGAAUAGCGAUUUUGGACUCCGGACUCGACCCCGAGAACCCAUUCCUGGUCGAGGACCAACAACGGGCCAACCCACGAAUCAAGGAAGCACGAAGUUUUGUACAUGGAACAGGACCGCACGACAUUCGAGACGAGAUCGGGCACGGCACUCAUGCUCUUGGCCUCCUUCUCAAAGUUGCUUCAGGCGCUGAGAUCUAUGUCGCCAGAAUUGCGCGACGAGAGACUCUGGAUCCCAAUACCUACGAUGACAUUGCAAAGGCAAGGCUGUCUCUAUACCAUAGGAGAACUGUUGGACUGAUGGACAUUAUAUCGAUGUCAUUCGGGAUUCGUGAAUAUCACGAGCUCAUGAGCACAGCUGUAUCUAAUGCACUGAACAAGCGGACGUUGUUGUUCGCGGCAGCAUCGAAUGAUGGAGCAAAUCUUGGCAGAGCUUUUCCAGCUCAAUAUCCCAGCGUCUUUUGUAUACACUCAACCGAUGGAAAUGGCAAUCCCUCCAAUUUCAACCCUACAGCAAGCGAAACGGACGUCAACUUUAGUCUACUUGGGGAGAAUGUCUCUUCUCACUGGCCGGCUGGCAUGAACGGACACGAUCAGACUGUCAAUGUUAUGUCAGGAACAUCGGUCGCAACACCGAUCGCCGCUGGCCUGGCCGCAAAGCGAAAGGCUGGGACCGUGGCUGAAAAGGGACAAUUCCAUGGAUGCGGUCUUCAAAAGUAUGGUCCGACGGAGGCGGGGGUAGGCUACGACUACAUCACGCCUCAUGUGCUCUUCGAUAGCGGUUCGACAAGGGAGGAUGUUUACGGGAGAAUCAAGGAUAUCAAAAGGAACAUGUACAAAUACUAG